This is a messenger RNA of Maudiozyma barnettii, 189 nucleotides long. It is a transcript of the gene RPL29, whose product is annotated as 60S ribosomal protein eL29. The record is from RefSeq and is a predicted model, not a curated record. Gene Ontology annotation, biological process: cytoplasmic translation. Gene Ontology annotation, cellular component: cytosolic large ribosomal subunit; ribosome. The coding region runs from base 1 to 189 and encodes 62 amino acids. NCBI's taxonomy places the organism in Eukaryota, Fungi, Ascomycota, Saccharomycetes, Saccharomycetales, Saccharomycetaceae. The transcript has a single exon. Gene Ontology annotation, molecular function: structural constituent of ribosome.
AUGUCUAAAUCUAAGAAUCAUACGGCUCAUAACCAAACCAAAAAAGCCCACAGAAACGGUAUCAAGAAGCCAAAGACCUACAAGUACCCAUCUCUAAAGGGUGUCGAUCCAAAGUUCAAGAGAAACCACAAGCACGCCCUACAUGGUACUGCUAAGGCUCUUGCUGCCAAGCGUGCCGCUAAGAACUAA